Molecule: messenger RNA, 1120 nt
Organism: Megalops cyprinoides (Indo-Pacific tarpon)
Lineage: Eukaryota; Metazoa; Chordata; Actinopteri; Elopiformes; Megalopidae
Gene: her13
Product: hairy-related 13
Exons: 4
Coding region: 241-948 (235 amino acids)
Biological process (GO): regulation of transcription by RNA polymerase II; regulation of neurogenesis; anterior/posterior pattern specification
Cellular component (GO): nucleus
Molecular function (GO): DNA-binding transcription factor activity, RNA polymerase II-specific; protein dimerization activity; RNA polymerase II cis-regulatory region sequence-specific DNA binding
Source: RefSeq, a predicted model, not a curated record
UUUCCUGGAUAGUGCAGCCGAACAUUUUAUUCACAUGUAAAUGAGACCCUAUAAAUACCUACUACAACUACCAGUGCCAAUAGCGCAUCUCGUUAAGCUUACACAAUAAACACAGGACUGUUUGCUUUGAGUGUAUAGCUUUUCUGUGACUGGGUCCGCCUGCCAGCUGCCCCUCUCAAGGAUAGAACGUAACUGUGGAUUACAAAUAGCGCUCUUUCCGCUGCUUGGGUUGAAACCAACAUGGCCCCGUCGUCUCGACUCAGCAAAAAUGGAUGUAGUACAGAUGAGGAUGAAUACUACGGUAUUAAAGGAGACAGAAAGGCGAGAAAACCUUUGGUGGAGAAAAAGAGACGCGCCCGGAUCAAUGAAAGUUUGCAAGAGCUCAGGACCCUCCUUGCCGAUUCAGAUUUCCAGUCUAAAAUGGAGAAUGCUGAAGUGCUUGAAUUGACCGUGAAACGAGUUGAGCAUGUUCUCCGAAAACGAUCUCAAGAGGCUGACACCAUGAAUCGAGAGGCGAGCGAGAGGUUUGCGGCAGGCUACAUUCAGUGCAUGCAUGAGGUGCACAUGUUCGUGUCGAACUGCCCAGGUAUUGACGCAACGGUGGCCGCGGAGCUCCUCAACCACCUCCUGGAAUGUAUGCCUUUGAAUGAAGAUCACUUUCAGGACAUGCUUGUGGAUUUAAUGUCGGACACCUCCAGCAACAGCAGCACUUGGCCUACUAGCGAAGGGAUUUGUGUACCCCUGGCUUCCCCCGGGGGCAGGAGUUUAUCUAACGUCUCCUUAGCGUACUCCCCGUCCCCCUCCACUACGUCCUCUGAGGACCUCUGUUCAGAUCUGGACGAAACUGACAGUGAGCAGAACCACAAUUCCCCGGACACCAUGGAAAACCAGGAGGUCCAAAACAUGCCUACAACAGUUUACUCUAAAUCCAUGUGGAGACCAUGGUAGAAGUGUAGUCCAAGCGGCCAGUCCGCUUGAGAAUGAGUAGAAUAAUUGUGAAUCUACCUACUGCAUCUGUUUAGAUAUAGUUACAGAUUCGGCUGCAAACGUUGUGUCAGCUGGCAUUAAGUGGCGUUGCUGUAAGAAACCUUCAGCACUGCUCCAGUCCGGACUAAGAGUC